AUGUCAACGCCGCAAUUCCGCGCCGGGAACCCUCUGGCCCCGGAAAAAGGCGCCUUCCCGUUGGACCAUUUCGGCGAGUGCGCGACGUUCAAGGAGACGUAUUUGAAGUGUUUACAGAAACAAAAAUCGGACGCGAACAAGUGUAAGAUGGAAUCCAAAUCGUACCUCGAAUGUCGCAUGGCGAAAGAACUGAUGGCGAAGCAACCGCUCCACGAACUCGGGUUUAAGGAAGAGCAGAAGUCAGAAACAAACGAGACAACACGAGGAAGGAAAGAAGAAGAAAACAAAAGAUCAACCCCGAAAGAAGAAGAAGAAGAAAACGAAAGGAACGGGUUCGUGGCCGGGGCGAGACGCGCGAGGCAACAGCAAAAGGAGUUCGCGGAGGCGGCGCGUCGCCGGCGACGCGAAGGACGGUACUAA
This is a messenger RNA of Bathycoccus prasinos, 420 nucleotides long. Its product is annotated as cytochrome c oxidase assembly protein COX19. The record is from RefSeq and is a predicted model, not a curated record. Gene Ontology annotation, cellular component: mitochondrial intermembrane space. NCBI's taxonomy places the organism in Eukaryota, Viridiplantae, Chlorophyta, Mamiellophyceae, Mamiellales, Bathycoccaceae. The transcript has 2 exons. The coding region runs from base 1 to 420 and encodes 139 amino acids. Gene Ontology annotation, biological process: mitochondrial respiratory chain complex IV assembly.